Messenger RNA from Lactuca virosa, 606 nucleotides. The record is from the annotation of a GenBank genome assembly. Lineage: Eukaryota; Viridiplantae; Streptophyta; Magnoliopsida; Asterales; Asteraceae.
AUGAGAUCACGUAACCGAGUAACUGGACGGUUGCAUUUGGUUUUAUUUUUCCGAAAGAAAGAAGAAAUUAACCAGUCGGUGAGAUCUGUCAACAUGGGGAGUAAACUAGAAAUCCUAGUAAUUUCAAUGUUCUUGUCAACCCUUUUCUACACUCCGGUAUUUUCCACAUCAACUGAUGGGCUUGUUAGGAUUGGACUGAAAAAAGUGAAAACCGAACGAACAGAUGAUAUAGCUUCCCUCCUUGCUUUGAAUAAUGCAUUGAAGAACUAUAUGGAUGCUCAAUAUUUUGGUGAGAUAGGCAUUGGCACCCCACCUCAGAAGUUCAAAGUCGUAUUUGACACGGGUAGUUCUAACUUGUGGGUGCCAUCGUCUGAAUGUUCAUAUUCGGUAUCUUGCUAUUUCCACACAAAAUACCAGUCAAGUCAAUCAAGCACCUACAAAAUGAAUGGAAAACAUGCUAUUAUUGAAUAUGGAGGUGAAUCUAUAUCUGGAUAUUUUAGUGAAGACAACAUCAAAGUCGGAGAUAUAGUUAUUGAGGAUCAGGUGAAUAUGAAAACUUUUUCCCAUGAAAAUUUGAAUUUAGACUUGGCUUGGUUUAAAUUUUAA